UUGGCUGCUAUGAAUAGCUUCGAUUUAGAUUUAGAUUAUUCGUCAUGGAACACCUGCUUAAAGCUAAUAUUAGCCGGUUUCCUGGUUUAUUUAGGCUUUUUUGUAUUUUGCCAUCUUGUGUCACUACCUCUCUUUGCCACCUACAGAGAUCUCUGCACCCGGGAGAAGGUAUUUUGGGAUCUUGCAGCGACCCGAGCAGUAUUUGGAGUGCAGUGUAUCAUUGCGGGACUCACUGCGUUACUGUUUGAUCCUGUACUUACUGCUGACCAGAUCACAGCACAGAGAGGAUGGGCUUGGUUCACUAUUUUGACAGCAACUGGGUUCUUCUUGUUUGAGAACAUAGCCCUGCAUGUCUCCAAUCUAGUGUUUUGGACGUUUGAUGCUUUUUUGGCUGUCCACCACUUUUUCGCUUUUCUGGGCUAUUUUGGUGUGAUAUUUUGCACCACAGCCGGACAUUAUUUGGCCAUGGUCACUUUAUUGUUGGAAAUGAGCACUCCUUUUACCUGCGUAUCCUGGAUGCUGCUAAAGGCGGGCUGGUCGCAUACCUUGUUUUGGAAGGCGAAUCAGUGGCUUAUGAUUCACAUGUUCCACUGCCGUAUGGUACUUACUUAUCACCUCUGGUGGGUAUUGCUUUACAACUGGAAUCGCCUGGUAACAGCAUUACCACUGGCAUAUAUAGCAUUUUUCUUCACUGGCUUAGCUUUAGUGACUCUUGUUCUGAAUCCAUACUGGACUUACAAAAAGACCCACCAACUGUUGACUCCUGGUGACUGGAACUUUGAACCAGCAUCGUCAAAGGCAAUGGCGGUAGGCAAUGGGCGAGUUGCGUUAAAGAAGAAUAAGUAACCACAAAGCAAAGUUGUGUAAGAUAUUACAGAGGCCACAGUUUUAAUGUUGUACUGUGAUGGAACAUGAUGUUAACAUGGUCAGUAUUGGCUAUUCAGUAUGUAUGAUUGUUGCCAUACAG
This is a messenger RNA of Nanorana parkeri, 967 nucleotides long. It is a transcript of the gene CLN8, whose product is annotated as ceroid-lipofuscinosis, neuronal 8. Bases 10 to 846 code for a protein of 278 amino acids. Gene Ontology annotation, biological process: lipid homeostasis. The record is from RefSeq and is a predicted model, not a curated record. NCBI's taxonomy places the organism in Eukaryota, Metazoa, Chordata, Amphibia, Anura, Dicroglossidae. The transcript is spliced from 2 exons. Gene Ontology annotation, cellular component: membrane; endoplasmic reticulum.